GCCGGGGCAGGCGCCGGGGCAGGGCCGGGGGCGGCGGGCCCCGGGGCGGCCGCAUGUGCGCCCCGCGGGGCGCCGCGCCAGGACGGAGCGGGCCGGGGCAGAGCCGGGCCGGCCCGAGCGGGGCCGUUGCGGGCGGCGGGGCCGCGCGGAGGCGGAGGCGGCCAUGGAGGGGCUGGCGGGGUACGUGUACAAGGCGGCCAGCGAGGGCCGCGUGCUCACCUUGGCCGCGCUGCUGCUGAACCGCUCCGAGAGCGACAUCAAGUACCUGCUGGGCUACGUGAGCCAGCACGGCGGGCAGCGCUCCACGCCGCUCAUCAUCGCCGCCCGCAACGGGCACGCCAAGGUGGUGCGGCUGCUGCUCGAGCAUUACCGCGUCCACACGCAGCAGACCGGCACCGUCCGCUUCGACGGCUUCGUCAUCGACGGGGCCACCGCGCUGUGGUGCGCGGCCGGCGCCGGCCACUUCGAGGUGGUCAAGCUGCUGGUGAGCCACGGCGCCAAUGUCAACCACACCACGGUGACCAACUCGACGCCGCUGCGGGCGGCCUGCUUCGAUGGCCGGCUGGACAUCGUCAAGUACCUGGUGGAGAACAACGCCAACAUCAGCAUCGCCAACAAGUACGACAACACCUGCCUGAUGAUCGCGGCCUACAAGGGCCACACGGACGUGGUGCGCUACCUCCUGGAGCAGCACGCCGACCCCAACGCCAAGGCCCACUGCGGGGCCACCGCCCUGCACUUCGCCGCCGAGGCCGGCCACCUGGAGAUCGUCAGGGAGCUGGUCAAGUGGAAGGCGGCCAUGAUGGUCAACGGCCACGGCAUGACGCCGCUCAAAGUGGCCGCCGAGAGCUGCAAGGCCGACGUGGUGGAGCUGCUGCUGGCUCACGCCGACUGCGACAGGAGGAGCAGGAUCGAAGCUCUGGAGCUGCUGGGGGCCUCGUUUGCCAACGACAGGGAGAACUACGACAUUUUGAAGACUUACCACUAUUUAUAUUUAGCCAUGCUGGAGAGGUACCGCGACAGCGAGAACGUCAUCGAGAAGGAGGUGCUUCCCCAGAUCGAGGCUUACGGAAACAGGUCGGAAUGCAGGACCCCUCAGGAAUUAGAGUCCAUUAGGCAGGACAGAGAUGCCCUUCACAUGGAAGGCCUCAUAGUGCGGGAGAGGAUCCUGGGCUCGGACAAUAUCGACGUCUCCCACCCCAUCAUUUACCGGGGCGCGGUCUACGCGGACAACAUGGAGUUCGAGCAGUGCAUCAAGCUCUGGCUCCACGCCCUGCACCUGCGGCAGAAGGGCAACAGGAACACCCACAAGGACCUGCUGAGGUUCGCUCAGGUCUUCUCCCAGAUGAUCCACCUGAACGAGCCCGUGAAAGCCAAGGACAUCGAGAGCGUCCUGCGCUGCAGCGUGCUGGAGAUCGAGCAGGGCAUGGCGCGCAUCAAAACCACCCCGGACGCCGACAUCCACACGGCCAUGGACAACUACGAGUGCAACAUCUUCACCUUCCUCUACCUGGUGUGCAUCUCCACCAAGACGCAGUGCAGCGAGGACGACCAGUCCCGCAUCAACAAGCAGAUCUACAACCUGAUCCACCUGGACCCGCGCACGCGCGACGGCUCCAGCCUGCUGCACCACGCCGUCAACUCGGGCACGCCCGUGGACGACUUCCACACCAACGACGUGUGCAGCUUCCCCAACGCCCUGGUCACCAAGCUCCUGCUGGACUGCGGCGCCGACGUCAACGCCGUGGACAACGAGGGGAACAGCCCUCUGCACAUCAUCGUGCAGUACCACCGGCCCAUCAGCGACUUCUUGACGUUGCACUCCAUCAUCAUCAGCCUGGUGGAGGCCGGCGCCCACACGGACAUGACCAACAAGCAGAAGAAAACCCCUCUGGACAAAAGUACCACCGGGGUGUCCGAAAUCCUCCUUAAAACUCAAAUGAAGCUGAGUCUCAAGUGCCUGGCUGCCCGCGCCGUGCGGAUCUACAACAUCAGCUACCAAAACCAGAUCCCCAGAACUCUGGAGGAGUUUGUCCAGUUCCACUAGGCCGCGUCCAACCUUUUGUGGUGGUGCUAUCCCGGGACAACACCAGACAGCAGAAUACACCCGUGUCCAUGAAGUUGUUUUUCUCCAUUCCUUUGGUUUUGGGCUCCUCUGGAUUCCGUCUGCGGCCUCAGUUCUCGGGUGGAGAUGGUGGAGGGCGGGGGGCAGGAAAAGCCACGUCCUUGUCCUGUAGUUGAAUCCGAUGUUUGAGAUUCUGGUCCUUUUUAUGAUUAAAUGAAUCCCUUGUUAGCUCUUGGUUUUCUAAAUGAUACAAGAAGAAUCCCCCAGGUAACUCCCGUCGAACGCUUCGUGUCCGACACGAUUCGCACAAUUGGAUUUCAAACUCCUCACAGUGAGGUGGGAAAAGAAAAAUUGGGAAUUCUGUGGUAGUUGGGUUAAAAGUGGAGUGUCCACCCCCAGGGCAGUGCGUUGCUCUCAUACCUCACCCUGUUUUUAUGCCUUUCAGCUCGUGCUGAAGAUGUUGGUAACGUUUUAAAAGUUGUGUUUUAAAUCAAAAUUUACAGCUACAGACGUGAGGGGUGCUCUGUUAGGAAAUGCAGGUGACAAUUCAGCUCUGGGGGGCUGAAUUCCAUUAUCAAGCUCCUCACUGACACCGCUCCAGUAAGUAUUGAAUAACCUAUGGACAAAAGCCACUUCCACACUGACCGAAAAUAACCGCAAUCAUCGUUUCUUUUUCUGUAGCUCUGUCACUCCUAUCCGAGCAUCAUGCAUGGAUCCCUAGAAACUGGGUAGGGAAUUUGUGUUCGUGUGUGUCCCAACAUUUCAAACUGCUUUGGACUUGGGUUUUUUUUCUGUUGUUCCGAUGCUCAACACGCACCUUUUUUUUGACUCAAAGUCUGUCCAGCUGCACUCUUGGAUUCCAGAUGCUGUAUCUUCCUAACGGAGCCGUCUGCCGCCAAAGAGAGUCUUCCUUGAACCUGGCUUUUCCAAGAAGCGUUGGAGUCUGUGCCUCCCUGAAUUGGACUCGAGGAUUUUUCAUGGUUUUUACUCCUUCCAGUAGGAAAAUCUCUUCUUAAAACUGAUUUUUACAAAAAAAAAUUAAAAUAUUCUCCUCUCAUCAACCUCUUUGCUGACGAGCGAGUGAUUGUAUGGGGACGUUGUCGGUUGAGAAUUUUGGGAGAAGUGGCAGAUGCUCCGGCAGGAAAAUGUCACUUGUUGGGACAAGGCUCCUGAACCCUCUGUUCCUUUCCCACGCAGCUUUUUAACCGUCAGGAUGAACGAAUGUUCCGUGGGGUUUUUUUUAAAAACAAUCCAGGUAGAACUUUCAGGCGAGAUUUGGGGCACACGUUUCUAUUUGUAUGACAAAGAAAUAAACAUUGAAUGUGGAAUUA
Molecule: messenger RNA, 3396 nt
Organism: Motacilla alba alba
Lineage: Eukaryota; Metazoa; Chordata; Aves; Passeriformes; Motacillidae
Gene: FEM1B
Product: fem-1 homolog B
Exons: 2
Coding region: 164-2047 (627 amino acids)
Molecular function (GO): protein binding
Source: RefSeq, a predicted model, not a curated record